Messenger RNA from Aphanomyces astaci, 399 nucleotides. RefSeq lists its product as hypothetical. Lineage: Eukaryota; Oomycota; Saprolegniomycetes; Saprolegniales; Verrucalvaceae. The transcript has 2 exons. Bases 1 to 399 code for a protein of 132 amino acids. The record is from RefSeq and is a predicted model, not a curated record.
AUGGUCAAUCUCGGGUACCAUCGGUGGCAAUCUACCAUUUACUGCAACAAAGAAAUCGUUCGUGCCCGAAUUGCUCAGUAUGCUGCCGCCAUCCACAACAAAGGGGCGCCCUUGCAGUCAGUGUGGCCGUUCCCUGAUGGCACCAAAGUCGAGUCCUGUCGUAUCAGCGCCAAUGCCAGUGGCGCAGGUAGCUGUCACGACGUCACUCUGCUGCGCGUGAGCAAAUUGCUCCAGUACUUCGAGGCAAACGAAGAAAUCUUUCGGGGGUAUUUCAUUUACGGUGACCCUGCCUACCCGAUCUCCAAAUGGAUCAUUUCUGGCUACAAAGGGGCGAAUCUGGACGAACACAAGGAUUUGUUCAACUCAUCGAUGAGUCGCGUUCGCAAAGGUGUCGAGUGA